AUGGGGGAAAGACUACCCAUCUAUAUUGCGAAGGGAGAUAAGUCUAACGAAAUUAGACUAGAUGAUUUGGUUGACGAUUGUCCACAUCAGUGUACCUAUUUUCCUAGUCUUGUCCAAGUUCCUACGUUCACGAUGAGGGGCAUGGAGCCUGUUGAGUCCCGCUUCACACUCCCUAAGGUUACGCGUAUUGAAGCAAGGAGCCACAACUUGGACAUGUUUAUGCAUUUAGAUGGUGACACUGGCUAUGGUGAUAAGUUCACACUGGCUAUGGCUCCAACCCUUAAUCUAGAUGGAACUUCUGAUACUGGAUAUUUUACUCCGAUAAAAAAGUGUUUACUUAUUAUUACUCACUUUCUAUGUUUUGUGAAGUUUGGUCAUGUUGAGUCUGUUUCUACUCUGAACAUUAACAGUUUUCAUAUUUAUAUAUUACAUGGAGCAAAGAAAACGCUUGCUGAUAAGUACGAAUAUGUGAUGCACGGGAAGCUUUACAAGAUCACUGAGAGUGAUGGCAAAACUCCUAAAGCGGGAGAUCCAGCUCACAUUUCUCACUUUGAGCUCGACCAGAGGCUCUUCCUACUGAUGAGGAAGCUGUGA
Molecule: messenger RNA, 594 nt
Organism: Eruca vesicaria subsp. sativa (arugula)
Lineage: Eukaryota; Viridiplantae; Streptophyta; Magnoliopsida; Brassicales; Brassicaceae
Source: the annotation of a GenBank genome assembly